Molecule: messenger RNA, 1465 nt
Organism: Carassius carassius (crucian carp)
Lineage: Eukaryota; Metazoa; Chordata; Actinopteri; Cypriniformes; Cyprinidae
Product: 14-3-3 protein gamma-like
Exons: 2
Coding region: 252-992 (246 amino acids)
Biological process (GO): signal transduction
Cellular component (GO): cytoplasm
Source: RefSeq, a predicted model, not a curated record
AACUUUGAGGAUAUAGAGGGCUGGGAGGGGAAAGAAAGCGUUACGUAAAAAAAAACAUAUACACAUAGAGUAAAAUACAAAUCUGCACCUUCAACCUUUGGCUCGCCGUCCAACCCUCACGUGCGCGGCUGCUCCAGAUUCUGCUCGCGCACUGUGUGCUGACCGGAGCGCGCUCGCUCUCUCACAACCGCGAGUGCUCUGCUGAGAACCGACCGAGCCCGGUGCGAACCGACAGCCUUUGACCAGAGAGGAUGGCUGAUAGGGAGCAACUGAUCCAAAGAGCCCGUCUGUCGGAGCAGGCGGAGCGCUACGAUGAUAUGGCCUCCGCGAUGAAGCUGGUCACAGAGCUGAACGAGCCGUUGUCCAAUGAAGACCGCAACCUGCUCUCUGUGGCCUACAAGAACGUGGUUGGGGCCCGGCGAUCAUCUUGGCGUGUCGUGUCCAGCAUAGAGCAGAAGACAGCGGCGGAUGGCAACGAGAAGAAGCUGGAGCUGGUGCGUGUCUACCGAGAGACCAUCGAGAAGGAGCUGGAGUCAGUGUGCCAAGACGUUCUCACCCUGCUGGACCAGUACCUCAUCAAAAACUGUGACGAAACCCAGGUGGAGAGCAAGGUCUUCUACCUGAAGAUGAAGGGCGACUACUUCCGGUACCUGGCCGAGGUGGCCACCGGCGAAAAGAGGGCCUCUGCCGUCGAAUCGUCCGAAGGUGCCUACAAAGAGGCUUUCGAUAUUAGCAAGAGCAUGCCGGCCACCCAUCCCAUCCGCCUCGGCUUGGCACUCAACUUCUCCGUCUUCUACUACGAGAUCCAAAACGCGCCCGAGCAGGCCUGCCAGCUUGCCAAGGAAGCCUUUGAUGACGCCAUCGGCCACCUGGACAAUCUGAACGAGGACUCCUAUAAGGACUCCACGCUCAUCAUGCAGCUCCUGCGGGACAACCUCACCCUGUGGACCAGCGACCAGCAGGACAGCGAAGCAGGAGACGCCAAUAACUGAGAGAUCGGCCACUUCUAGCUGUCGUAGCACCCGUCCGUCUUCUUUGAAGCUGUAUCUUAUUUCUCUCUGUCUGCUCCUUGAUCUUCAUUCUCUCUUUCUUCUGCAUUCCAUCUUUCCUGUCUCUUUGAGACACCUUAGUGCUCUUUUUUUGGUUCCUCAGGGCAGCUCUUCAGACCCUCACCUCUUUUUAUCCCUUUUCCACCAACAGGAAGCCGUUAACCAAACAGGAACCGCUCCACCGCAGAAAAGGCAGUUCUGAGAUGGAAAAAUGGCGUUGGGCUCUAAAACCUACUUGAUUCGAACCUAAAUAAUGCCCCUUCCAUUAUUAUAUGUAAAGCAUUCAGAAGACACAUGUUGUCAUUUUAUUCCUUAUGCAUCACUUGUGAUGUGCUUUGUACGUCAAAAUGCAUUGCAUAAUUCAUAAGCAAAAAUAAACAGAAAUAAAUUAUUUACAAAUAUCAUACAUGAAAAUG